Coregonus clupeaformis (lake whitefish) is the source of this 3072-nucleotide messenger RNA. RefSeq names its product neural cell adhesion molecule 1-like. The transcript is spliced from 16 exons. The record is from RefSeq and is a predicted model, not a curated record. NCBI's taxonomy places the organism in Eukaryota, Metazoa, Chordata, Actinopteri, Salmoniformes, Salmonidae. Gene Ontology annotation, biological process: cell-cell adhesion. Gene Ontology annotation, cellular component: cell-cell junction; membrane. The coding region runs from base 96 to 2210 and encodes 704 amino acids. Gene Ontology annotation, molecular function: cell adhesion molecule binding.
CCACCACAGUUGUAUUUCGCGCGCAUUUGCAUGCAGCAGGUGUCAAGGACUACAUCAAUCCAUUCAUUGAGGAAAGUGGCAACGUUGAGGUAGAAAUGGCUGAAUCGAUGCUCAUCUUGAGAAUGUGUUCCAUAAUGCUGGUCCUUGGUUUUUCAGAGUCCAAAAUGCAAAUCAUCUCCCACACAGCAGAUGUGUUACUGGGUGAGAAUUCCAUGCUCCUCUGCAAAGCUGGUGGGGAAGGAGAGAUCACCUGGCAGAAAGAUGGAGAGGAUGCUGAAGAUGAACAGUUUCAGAAAGUGGAUGAGACAUCGUCAAAACUGUUCAUCAGGAAUGCCAAGAUGGAGGAUGCAGGACGGUACACAUGCCUCUGUGAAUUUGAGACAGGUCACAGAGAUAAUGUAUCCUUGACCAUCUUUGUCUACGAGCGGCCAUCCUUCGGGCAAACACCGGUCUACCAUGAGUUCCUGGAGGGUCAAGAUGCGGUUAUCACCUGCAUGGUCACUGGCAAGCCGGGGGUGGAAGUCAACUGGGAGAGGGACCAUCAGAAACUGCACUCUGACGCAGGUCGGAUCACAAGACUGAAAGACAACUCUCUACAGAUCAAGAACAUCAACAGGAAGGAUCAUGGAUCCUAUACCUGUGAGGGCAAAAUCAAGGACCGGCACAUUUCCGAAAAGAUCGUCAUCACCAUUUUUGUCAACGUUCCUCCCACAGUGAAGAUCCAUGAGGAGGUGAAGAAUGUCAUGGCCGGACCAAAGACCAAUGUCUCCCUCAGUUGCCUGGUCGAGGGAGUCCCCCAACCGAACAUCACCUGGACAACCCCAGACUCUUCAGAUGAGUCCCGCUACAAGUACAACUCAGACAAGAGUGAGCUGAUUAUCUCGUCCGUAGUCAGGAGUGACUAUGGAGAGUACAUCUGCACGGCCAAGAAUAAGAUCGCAGAGAGCAGUGCCAUGAUCAUGCUGGAUGUCUCAGAGCGUCCUGGAGCAAUGCUGAGCCAGGAGAAGAUGGAGGUGGAGCCUGGCCAGACACUCUCAGUGUCCUGUAACGUCUCAGGACACCCUAUGCCCGCGCUGCAGUGGGUCAGGAAGACCAACAAUGACCACCUCAUAAAAGUGGACGCUGGUGGAGGUCGAGUGAGAAUGGAGGAUGGCUAUGUCCUGGUCAUUGACAAUGUGACACCCUCUGAUGGAGGGCUAUACAGCUGCAUGGCUAUCAGUCCUGUUGGCAACACCUCCACAGACUUCAGCCUGCAGACCUGGCCAGGUAAAGCAUCCCAGGUGAGUGGCACCCCAGGGCCCACAUCGGUCCACUUCACCAUGGGGGCUUCCCUGGUGGACGGGGGCUCUCCCAUCACCAACUUCAUCCUCCAGUGGAAGACAGGAAGUGAGAACAAUUGGCAGGAGAGAGUCAUCCAGUCCACAGACCCCCUGGUGAUCACACAUCUGUUUCCCUACACCUCCUACUCUGUCCGAUUUGCCCCUCAGAACAACCUGGGUCAGGCAGGUUUCUCAGACGAGCUCACCGUCCGCACACAGGGCAUACGGGAACCAGAUAGCCCGUUCCUGGUGGCCAGCGAGGGGAAGGUUGAGGGCAAUAUGUUCUCAAUCCCUUUAACGCAGUUGGACAACGGAGGCUCCCCCAUUAUCCACUACAUUGUCCGCUACAGAGUGAAUAAGGUGGACAAGGACUGGAGGCAGAAGGACCUGCCAUCCAACUCGACAGUGAUCAACCUCCAUGACCUGCAGUAUAAUUCAGACUACCACAUGGAGGUGCUAGCCGUCAACCCCAACGGCUCCUCCAGCCCCGCCAAGCUCAACUUCAACAUCCCACAGCCUGUAGCCAAGAUGAAUCAGGGUGGGAUGGGCAAAGGGGCUGUGGCAGGCAUUGUCAUGCUCAUCUUCUUGGUGCUACUGAUCGCCAUGGAUGCCACCUGUUGCUAUACCAACCGCUGCGGCAUGCUGAUGUUCUUGGCUGUCAAGCUGUUUGGGCAGAAGGUCCCUGGGAUGAAGACUGUGGAGGAGGGUGACGGCAUCUCUAAUGGAGACUUGAAGUUGAAUGGGCUAGGCAUACCGAGGGAUAGCAUCCCAAAACUGCAGACACAAGAUGUGGCAAAGAAUGGGUUGCAGGCGGAGGUCACGUGCGACAAAGCGCCCCUCACCAAAUUCGAGAAAACGUCCCCCAAUGGAGAUCCUGCCACAGAGGCCUGAGUUACUGAACAGGAAGUGACAUCAUAGUAUCUGAAGAAUGGAACCCGUAAAUGCCAAAGUUGAAAGGAGGAAGUAUUGUGAGUUGGGGGUCUUAGUUAAAUGUUUUUUGAGAGUUCCCAAGACAGUCCAAGUUGAGAAAGAAAAAGGAUUAGGAAAGUUAUCUGUGAACUCUAAUGUCUAACAUCAACAGACGGUUGUAAUUUCAUCCAACCCUGUGCAAUCUCAUGUUAAGUGUUACGUUUCCCUGAUUUUAUAUUUCAGUACAUUCAUGUUAUAUUUCAGCUCUUUAAGGCUGCUGUAAAUUGUCAGGGAGACCUUCGUAGUUUAUGAAUUGAAUCAUAACUCAUUAUUUAUUGAAGUCUAUAUUCACUUUAAUCUGCAAAAAAUCUGUAAGUGACAUAUCAUUAUUUAAUAAGGACAGUUUAUCCUAACAUAUUAACAUAUUUCCACAUUCAAUAUACAGUAUCCAGCAUAAUCACAUUAACAAAUAACAACGUGUCAAAAUUACAUCUCUUCAAGGAUUGUAAUCAUGACAAAUAUACAGAACUCUUAUAUAUUACAGAGAAAUAUGAUAUGCUUAUUCUUUUAAUAAUCUGUUGUUAAAUUGCAUUCCCUGUGUGCUCAUGUAAUCGUUUUAUGUUUGUAUUUGUAUAAUACUGUUUAUUUUGUAAAUUGUACACUGUACAUUGUUUGUAUAUACACAUGCAGUAUAACAGCUAUGUAUUUAGCUAUUUUAAAAAAUUGACUUAAAAACAUGCUUGUUUUCAUUCACUUUUCUUGAGAUGACCAUACUGUAGGCCAGGACUGCCCAACCCUGUUCCAGGAGAGCUACCGUCCUGUAGGUUUUUGCUCCAACCCUAAU